This is a messenger RNA of Andrographis paniculata, 1549 nucleotides long. RefSeq lists its product as uncharacterized. Gene Ontology annotation, biological process: developmental process involved in reproduction. NCBI's taxonomy places the organism in Eukaryota, Viridiplantae, Streptophyta, Magnoliopsida, Lamiales, Acanthaceae. The transcript has 9 exons. The coding region runs from base 137 to 982 and encodes 281 amino acids. The record is from RefSeq and is a predicted model, not a curated record.
GAGAGAAAAAAAGAGAGAGAGAGAGAUAAAAUUUUGCUGUUGGCAAAGAAUUCAAAUUUUCGAUUCCGAAACCACGCCCGCUAAAACCCUCUCGCCACACAAGAUUUCAAGGUUCAAUCUUUCUCUGCUCUUUCAGAUGGAAGCACUUUACAAGAAGCUGUAUAACAAGUACACCAAGCUCAAGAAAGAGAAAGAGACUCAGCUUGAUGAAUUGAAUCGGGAUCAAGAAGCCAAAUUCUUGAAUUUUGUAACCGCUGCGGAUGCUAUGAUACAAUACUUAAAAAGUGAGAAUGAGAGACUAAAUGGUCAAGUUGAUGAUUUGAAAAGCGAAUUAGCUGCUAUCAGAACUUCAAAUGAUGAACAGCAUAGUCAGCUCCAAAAGCGUUUGAUGGAAGAGAACCAGAAAAAUAAAGAGCUCUCAGAAGAAAUUGCAAGGCUGCAAAAUCUUGGGAAUCAUACAUUAUCACUCCAUGUUACUGGUGAGGAAAUUGAUCGACAGCAGGAACAUUCACAUGAAGAUGCUCCAGUCGGAGAAAUGUCAAAAAAACGGAAAUAUAUUCAUACUACUGAAGGGAAUGCUACUCCUAAGCGUGCUUGUGUGGACCUAGAUGCUGGUGCUCCAAGUAUCCAGCAGCCAGUCUGCUGUCAAAAAAGGAUUUCUAGCUCAGGUGGUGAUACAUCAGGCGGUUGUUCUGUCAACUGUGUGUUUCAACUUCUUGUUGAGUUUGUAGUCGGGAUGAAAGUAUCUGUCCGUGCACAAAACAAUGAACUCUGUGUAUUGGUGCAUCAUCAAUCAAGUGGUUACUCGUUCAGCCUGACAUGGGUAACUAACACGCAAGGGGAAGUAGAAUUGCUAUAUCGGGUGGUGUCAAUGGGGACAUUUGAAAGAGUCGCACCAGAGUGGAUGAAGGAGCCGCUGAUGUUCAGCUCGAGCAUGUGUAGCAUCUUCUUUGAGCGGGUCUCUCGUGUCAUCAAGAAUUGAGUUGAGUUGAGUUGAGUUGAUGCCCUCCAGUGCUCAAUUUCCCGGUGUUGUCGACUGACUGUUAUCUGUAUGUACGAAUGAUACGAUAAAAAACUUAUGUGGAAUCAUCUGUUUCUUAGAUUACUACAUGUCCAUUGAACUACUUAAACUGCCUGCAAUGGAGUGUGACAAAUUCUCUUUGGUCGAUUUAAUGUUCCAUUUCCUGCAAUACAAACACACUUUUCUUGAUUAUAUUCAACUAGCAUCUGUGUGCAUAAUAUAACUUGUUUACUUUACACAACCCCUACAGAAGAACAAAACAAAAACAUGGUAUUGGCUGUAAAGGCACAAUUACAUUGAUCUGUUUCAACACUUUAGGAUCCUAAAAAUUGAUCGAUCCUGUUGUUAGUUCCUCUGGAGAUGAACUUCAUGCAGAUGGGUGGCUUCACCCCUGCCAGGGCCAGUACAGAACUCGGCAGCGUCCAUAUCCCAUCUCCACAUAUCAAACCCGAGGCUACGGCUGGUCCAAAGGCGUCGGCCUUGGCCCUGUUUAUCUUCUGCCAUAUGAACAGAAUGAGACUUCCAAAA